GGAAUAAGUUAUUGUUUUCCACUGAGAAUUUAAAAUUACAUUCUAGAUAAUCAAGACUUUCUAUUGAUUGGCAAAUUUAUAUAAUAUAAUACAAUGUUAUUGUAUAAUGUAAAUGUAUUUAUAACAUUUAUAUAGAAGAGAAAUACAAAUGGAAUAUUUUUGAGGGCCGUAAGAUGCCUGUCAAUCCAUUUAAUAAUGGGACAGCAUUUCGCUAGUCUCAAGGAAUUUUUUAGAAUGGAUGGUGAAAGGCAAUCGUCUGAAGCAUGCACUAAUGUUAUUCAACCAGAACAAUUGGAAAUGAUGAAUCAGGAUGAUAUAGGAAAUUUGCACACUAAUGAAAAUAAUGGAAAUGUACCUGCACUGAAUUUAAGUUUAAUUCUUCAUGAAGAAUGCAAGGCAGAUGGGAGUUUGGAUAAUGAUCAUUUAAAUAUAGAUCUAGAUAAUCAUAAUUCUAGAUUUGAAACUUUGUAUAGUCAACCAAUUGAGACUCAAGAUUCAAAACAAAUAUGUAGUAAUGGAAACAUAACUAGGGAGAUAUGUUUUAAGCAACAGGAAGCAUGUUGUAGUAGUUCUGAAGAUAGUCCAAUAAAUCCCCCUUUAAGAAGAUGUUCUAAAACUUUAUCAUUUGGAAAGCGAAAAGGUAAACAACGUAAUAAGGAUCAAAGUCCAGUGUGUACACAUAUUUUAUCUUCAAAAAAGAAACGAAGUAGCUGGGUAUUAAAAUUUAAUUGUGCUAAGAACAAAAAUUCUAAAAGCACAGAUGUUAUUCCUGGUCAAGGAAAUAACAGUUCAGAUUGUGUCUGCACUGGUUAUAGAAGAACUGAAGAACACCCCAUGGGAGCUGGUGUUAUAUUUAAUAGUAGAUCUGCUCCUCAAAGUCCAGUACUUGGACCACUUCCACCCAGUCCUGUGAUCGACCUCUCAAGAUUUAAUCCAGAAGAAUUUCCAAUGGAAGAUUGUGACAAAAGAGCUCGGUUACAACGUGCACGAGAAAUGGAGGAGGGCAUUGAACCACCUCCUGGUUAUAAGCCUAAUUAUCCUUCAGGAAUUCAAGUACAUCCAAAUGGAAUAACAGUAGACAGUUUAGCAGCUUUGUUUCAAGCACAUGCUGGUAUACAAGCUGCUGCUCUUACAGCAUUAUCUCAAAUCGAUUUUACGUUAAUUCCAAAUAUUGAGAGGCCAGCGCAUACACAGGUUGAUUACGUUCAUUGUCUUGUGCCGGAUCUUAGAUCGAUUACGGCUUGCUCUUUUUAUUGGGGUAAAAUGGAUAGGUACGAAGCUGAACGUUUAUUAGAGGGCAAGCAAGAAGGAACGUUCUUGUUACGUGACUCAGCUCAAGAAGAGUUUAUUUUCUCUGUUAGUUUUCGAAAAUAUGGACGAUCUCUACAUGCUCGAAUUGAACAGUGGAAUCAUAAAUUUAGUUUUGAUUCGCAUGAUCCGGGAGUUUAUGCUUCGGAAACGGUAUGUGGUUUAAUUGAGCAUUACAAAUAUCCAUCGUGUUCUAUGUUCUUUGAACCUAUGCUUACCAUACCAUUUCACCGAAAUUUUGCUUUUCCUUUACAACACUUAUGUCGAGCGGUAAUUACUACACGAACGACGUAUGACGGUAUAAAUAAGUUACAAUUACCAAAGACGCUUAAGAGUUAUCUCAAGGAAUAUCAUUACAAGCAAAGAGUACGGGUUAGGCGAUUAGAUACUGAGAAUGAUUUACAACCAGAUGGAAGAUUCAUAUCAUAUUUACCUUUAAUAUAA
This is a messenger RNA of Eufriesea mexicana, 1752 nucleotides long. It is a transcript of the gene Socs36E, whose product is annotated as Suppressor of cytokine signaling at 36E. The transcript is spliced from 6 exons. NCBI's taxonomy places the organism in Eukaryota, Metazoa, Arthropoda, Insecta, Hymenoptera, Apidae. Gene Ontology annotation, molecular function: 1-phosphatidylinositol-3-kinase regulator activity. Gene Ontology annotation, biological process: intracellular signal transduction; phosphatidylinositol phosphate biosynthetic process. The record is from RefSeq and is a predicted model, not a curated record. Gene Ontology annotation, cellular component: phosphatidylinositol 3-kinase complex. Bases 196 to 1752 code for a protein of 518 amino acids.